Molecule: messenger RNA, 2573 nt
Organism: Solanum pennellii
Lineage: Eukaryota; Viridiplantae; Streptophyta; Magnoliopsida; Solanales; Solanaceae
Product: COBRA-like protein 1
Exons: 5
Coding region: 981-2174 (397 amino acids)
Biological process (GO): plant-type cell wall cellulose biosynthetic process; cellulose microfibril organization
Cellular component (GO): plasma membrane
Molecular function (GO): carbohydrate binding
Source: RefSeq, a predicted model, not a curated record
UUUUGACAGGAUGGUUUGCAUCCUCCACCUUUAGUCAGAGGAUUUAUGUGGUGUGAAUUCAGACGAGUCAACGAGGGGUUUCCGAUACCGAAUGUAUAAAGACAAAAAUAAGAACGUGGAAUUUUGAAAAUCAUGAUCAUAAGUAUUUUAGGUUCCAAGAUCAAGAUUCUAGUUUUGUCUGCAAGUGUGAGGUCAUUCUGUGACUCAUACAUGAAUGAUAAAAAUCUUUGUAAGUCAACUAUGUGAUUAGAGUUGACAUUUGGAGGAUAAGUAAUGAACUUUGAAUUUUUCAAUCCAUCAAAGAUGUAAGCUUUUCAUGUUUAGUCAUAAAAAACUUGUUUUCCUCAAAAUCUCAACUAAGAAAAGUUUAGUUUAUUAAUUUUCCCUAACAGAAAGUAGAUAAUAUUGGAACUUCUGGAAUGAUUACUCAUGCUUUAUUUACCUUUCUUGCAUAUUGCAUGUUUGCCUCCAUAACUAAAGGAUGUUGGAAAGGACAAAAAUUCCUACUGAAGAUUUCUUUUUAUUGGUUAAAUAUACAAAAAACAUGACUUAGCAGUUAGUUGAGUAUCUGAGAAAAAGUUCUUUUUGUCCCUAUUUGAUUCUGUGUUGAUAUUUCCAAUGGUCUUUUGCUUUGUUACAACCAAACAUUGUGGAUUUUGUUCCAAGAUGGAAUGAAUAAAAGUUUAUCUCAUUCUACUUCUGAAGAACUAUAUCUCUGUUCCAAAUUGUACUUUCAGAAAGGAUCAUGGACUUGAUCAGUGGACCAGCGUGUUUUCCGUUGAUGUUGGUAUUGAUAAUUACUAUGUUCAAUCUUUCAGGCAAACACCCUUUUCCUAUUUUCAUCUUUUUUUGCUUCUGUUUUGGAAAUAGUAAAUACCUUAGCCACUUGUUCUUCUGUUAUGUUGGGUGCUUUUAAUUUCAGAUUGCUAUGAUCCUCUGGAUCCUACUGGAAAUAUAUCGGUUACGUAUGACAUUGUUAGAUGGACAGAAGCUGGUUACCAGUGCUUCAGGCAAGGAUAACCAUUCAAAACUACUACAAGUAUAGACACAUCGAGAAACCGGGCUGGCAACUAGGGUGGACAUGGGCAGCUAAUGAGGUUAUUUGGUCAAUGUCUGGUGCUUUCGCCACUCAACAAGGGAAUUGUUCAGCCUUCAGAUCUGAAAUUCCACAUUGUUGCAAGAGAAGUCCUAUUAUAGUCGACUUUGCGCCAGAAGCUCCACCAGAGAACAAAUUAGAUGGUUGCUGUCAUGGUGGACUGCUUGCUGCCUCAGCUAUCAAUCCUUCCAGUUCUUUUGCGUCCUUUGAGAUGAAAGUUGGAAACUUAAGGGGAAAUUUUACAGUUCACAAGCCUCUAAAUCUUACUCUAAUGACUCCAGGACCUGGUUAUACUUGUGAUGAAUUUAUGGACACAGAUCCAACAACAUCUUUGGUUAUAGAAGGACAAAGACACGAGCAAGUAAUCAGGACAUGGAAAUCAACAUGCACCUACUCAACUUUCUUGGCCAACAACUUGCCAACCUGUUGUAUUUCUCUUUCAACAUUUUACAAUCCUGAGGUGACACCAUGCAAUUUGUGUAGCUGUGGAUGUAAAUUAGCUGACAAUGAGGCAAAAUUAUGCAUUGGGCAAAGAUCAUCAGGACCGUAUGUUCGCGAGCUAAUUCAGUGUACUGAUCAUAUGUGUCCCCUUCGGGUUCACUGGCAUAUUAAGAAGAACUACAUGAAUUAUUGGAGAGUGAAACUCACUGUUUCCAAUUACAACUUAGGCAAAAACUAUUCCAAUUGGAAUUUGGUAGUCCAACAUCCUGGUUUUAGCCAGCAGACAACUGUCUUCAGCUUCAACAGUACAAUGCUCUCUACCGUUGGUGUCCCAGAUGAAGUUGCACUGUUUUGGGGUCUAGACUUCUACAACGAUGCUUUGUUGCAAGCUGAAGAGAAGCAAGUGGGAUCUGUGACUACAGAAAUACUUUUACUCAAGGACAUGAACUCAUUUACACUUAGAAAUGGAUGGGCAUUUCCAAGGAGAAUAUAUUUCAAUGGUGAGAACUGCAGAAUGCCUCUUCCACAGAGUUUCCCUAUGCUUCCAAAUGGUUGCUCAAGGGAAAAACCUUGUAAUAGCUAUCUUUCUAUGCUACUACUGUCGAUAUAUUUGACUUACAAGACACUUAAUUUCUGAUCCUAAAUCAAGAUUAUUCAUCUUCCACCUCAUGAGAAUCAACUUUAUUGAUCCUAUUCGAUAUGCUGAAGGUGAGAAAUCAUCAAUAAUGCAGCUUCCUGGGCUUAAAAGACGAAACUCUAGUGAAGAGUCAUUUCAUUUUUUGGCGAUGAGUACAUUCCAAAAAUAUGGACCAUGGUAACGUUAUUGGUUUGAGUCCUUUGGCAUAUGAUUAACUUGUACAUGCUUUCUCACAAUUGCAUGCAAGCAUACAAAUGAGAAUAACAUUACUUUGUAAUUAUUAACUUUCGCAAGUUGUGAAAAAUAUAGUAUAAGGUAGAGUGAUUUCAAGCAUUUUAUAAUAUUCAAGAGUUAAACAAAAAUGUUGCAUGAAUCAAGACAAAUGAUGUAUUAUUCUUA